Messenger RNA from Phasianus colchicus (ring-necked pheasant), 1928 nucleotides. The record is from RefSeq and is a predicted model, not a curated record. Lineage: Eukaryota; Metazoa; Chordata; Aves; Galliformes; Phasianidae.
UAUUUUAUUUUUUAAACACAGCUCUGUCUUUUUCAUGUGUGGGUUAAGUUACCCCUGCAUUUCAAAGGUCACAGAGCAUAUUCCUGAGGCUUGUUUUUAGAGGCUGUGCCUGCAUUGGGCAGUGCACACUUUCUUGGAUUGCUGCCAUUUUGUAAUUGAAGUCAGAUCUGUCCUGUGAAAAGACCAGAAGGAGACACCACCUCAUAGAGGCACUGGCAAGUGAGGCCCCUUCAAAGGAAGGCUGUUCAGAAAGGAAGACUCAUGGAUCUCACAUCCACUGUUAUCAUCCCACUGCUCUUUGGCAGCCUGGGGAUCUUCUCCCUUUUCCGGCUGCUGCAGUGGAUGCGGAUGCGCGCUUACCUCCGAGGAGCAGUGGUGGUGGUCACAGGGGCCACCUCUGGCCUGGGAAAAGAAUGUGCAAAGGCCUUCCAUGCAGCUGGCUCCAGGCUUGUGCUCUGUGGCAGAGACAGUGAGAAACUCAAAGACCUGGCACAGGAACUUUCUGCCAUGACUGAUCACCGAAAGAAUAUACACAAACCUCACACUGUGGUGUUUGACCUCUCAGACACUAAAACCAUUCUGAAUGCUGCUGAAGAGAUUCUGAAGUACCUGGGUCAUGUGGACAUACUGAUCAACAAUGCAGGCAUCAGUUACCGAGGCACAAUUGUAGACACUGGUCUGGAUGUGGACAAAAAAGUGAUGGAAACAAAUUAUUUUGGUCCCAUAGCCCUCACCAAAGCACUUCUCCCUUCCAUGAUCAAGAGGAGACAAGGCCAUAUUGUGGCCAUCAGCAGUGUUCAAGGCAAAAUAAGCAUUCCUUUCAGAUCAGCAUAUGCUGCCUCUAAGCAUGCUACCCAGGCCUUCUUUGAUUGCCUGCGAGCAGAGGUUGAGCAGUAUGACAUUGAUGUGACAGUUAUAAGCCCUGGAUACAUUCAAACAAACCUUUCUCUCAAUGCUGUAACAGCAGAUGGAUCUCGCUAUGGAGUUAUGGACAAGAACACCGCUGAAGGCCAGACAGCUGCAGAGGUCGCUCAGGUGGUUCUCUAUGCAGUGGGGCAGAAGAAGAAGGAAGUCCUCGUAGCUGGCCUAAAGCCCUCCCUGGCUGUAUACCUACGAAACCUCUUUCCCAGGCUUUUCUUCAACUUAAUGGCCACUAGAGCAAAAAAGGAGAGAAAAACAAAGGACUCUUAGAGCUCAGCUCAUUUGAGCAGUAACUGUAGGGAGAGAGUAACGUCCUGCAGUUUGGCUGGGACAUGAGUGGAAGUGCUCCUGUGGGAAAAAACCUUUCUCUAAAUGCUGCAACUUACCAUUGCAUGGAGAGUGAGAAGCAGUGUCCCCCACAACAGGGCAGGCCCACAUGCCAGAAUACAGCACCUAAACCUCCCUGAAGAAGGGUGCUUGGAACAAAGUGUGGGAGCUGAGGCUGCAAGGAAGGGUAACUGUAGGUAUGUACACACUUCACAGCAGGAGAAACCCAUGUGCUGAAAGACACUUUACCUCACCUCAGGCACGCUCAGCUUUACUGCCUGCUACAAACAACCCACUUGGUUUGCCUUCAUGACCCCCAUGGCCUCUGUGAAAUACAGUCCCCAGCUGAGAGCUCGCAUGAUCAGUGUCUCCUUCCCACUCCUUCCAAUCUCAUCCAAAACGCAUUGCUUGAAGUGGAAAACUUCUGAGCCUCUGCUUGUUCAUGUGCCAAACCAUCUGAUAUGUUAAGCUAAAGCUAAGUCCAGUGCCAUUUUUAAAAAGUAACUGAUGUAGAAUGCAGGUUUUAUUUGGAAAUGAUGUUAUCUGUCUGAUUCAUGCCUUACUGAGGUGUGGGGCUGUGACACUCUGUGCCACCUGACAACACAGUGUUAACACAACACAGGUUAAUGUAGGAGUAGCAUCAGACAGAUAUAAAAUAACAGGGCAGCUAUUAGCUGAUA